Molecule: messenger RNA, 993 nt
Organism: Aureococcus anophagefferens
Lineage: Eukaryota; Pelagophyceae; Pelagomonadales; Pelagomonadaceae
Gene: RPPK3
Exons: 1
Coding region: 1-993 (330 amino acids)
Biological process (GO): purine nucleotide biosynthetic process; 5-phosphoribose 1-diphosphate biosynthetic process
Cellular component (GO): ribose phosphate diphosphokinase complex; cytoplasm
Molecular function (GO): magnesium ion binding; ribose phosphate diphosphokinase activity
Source: RefSeq, a predicted model, not a curated record
AUGCAGGACGGCGCCCAGGUCGAGGUCGCGCCCGAGGCGCCGCCGCCGCGGCCCUACACGGUCCUGGCCUACAAGACCAUGGCGACCAUGGCCGAGCGGCUCGUCGCGGCCGAGCCGCAGCGGUUCCGCUACUUCGAGACGUCGUGGGGCCGCUUCGAGGACAGCGGCAUGGACGACAUCGUCGUCGGCGGCUUCGCGCCGACGAACCUCGUGCGCCACACGCACGUGCUGAUGAUGUGCGACUUCCACAGCAACGACGCCAUCCUCUCGCAGCUCCACGUGCUGAUCAUGCUCUGCGAGUCGUUCAUCGCGUCGCUGACGAUCUUCCUGCCCUACCUGCCCGUGGCGACGAAGGAGCGCGUCACGGUCGAGGGCCAGGUCGCGACGGCGAACACGGUGUCGCGCAUGCUGUCGUCGCUGCCGCACCACGGGCCGCCCGCGCGCUGCAUGUUCUUCGACCUGCACACGUUGCAGCAGCGCUUCUAUUUGCACAGCGGCGCGGCGGCGAGCAUGCACUCCUGCAUCCCGCUGCUGCAGAAGUACGUCCUCGGCGACGGCAAGUGCGGCAUCGACGCGCUGGCGUUCCCCGACGAGGGCGCGCAGAAGCGGUUCGGGCACCAGCUCGCCGACGAGGGCCUCGACUUCAUCGUCUGCGGCAAGCAGCGCGUCGGCAACGACCGCAAGGUCACGAUCACGGACGGCGAGGCCCGCGGGAAGCGCGUCCUGAUCAUCGACGACAUGGUCAAGACCGGCGGCACCUUGGCCGAGGCCGCGAAGGCGCUCAAGGCCUCGGGCGCGACGCGCGUGUCCGCGUUCGUGUCCCACGCGGCCUUCCCCGGCGACUCGUACCGGCGCUUCUGCAAGGGCGGCGACCGCGCCGUCUUCGACCGCAUCUACGUGACGAACUCGAACCCGCUCGUCGCGGAGCGCCUCGCCGCGGUCGACCCGUUCGUCGUCCUCGACAUCCUGCCCCAGCUGCUGGUGGAUUUGUAA